AGUCUAUUUCGAGCGUCGCCGUCGGAGCUUACGCACAUCGUCGCCCGGUGUCGCGUUUGUUAGCCCAUCGAGCGUGCGUUUUCGGCCGUCGCCUAGCCGCCGCCGCUUUUUAACUGCGCGCUUAGUGGAGUGCGCUCGGCCGGUCCGUUAAAAUAUGUAAUUGGCGAGCGGGCACCCACGUCCUGCUGCAACAGACAUACCCGAUACCGGCGGCGCAGUCCAAAUGGGCAACUAUUGCUCGUCGAAGCAAAAGGACAGCAAUGGCUCCGACGAAUACAAGAAAUUCGUCCGUCCUAAGAAAAACAGGAAAAAAACAGACAAAUCCAGCAAUGUUGUUGGUGAAAAAUGUAAAAAUGCCAACACUCCAGCAACGACGACCACUGAUAUGACGAACAACAAUGCCGAACAAACCAACGAUGAAGAAUUCCAAGGUGUCAGGACGAUCGACUGCCAUCAACCGUACAGGCCGGCCGAAAACUCCAUUGUCAAAGUAGAAAUCCCGGAGAAUAGUUACGCUUACAAACUGCCGGACGAGCUGAAAUGCGUUUCGGACGACAUAAAAAAACUGCUCCUCGGCGUUCCCGAUCCAAACGCUGAUCAGAAGUCAAACAAAAUCGUCGUCUAUGUCUGCUUUCCAGACAAUAGAGGGUUCGCCCACGAGAGGACUUACCUGCAUGAAAAGUUGAUGCCGGCCGUGCGCUCCAAAUGCACCGAAUCCGGAUACGAGUUGCACGUGGUCGACCUGAACUGCGAUCGCGAUCAAGAACACACUUGCCGAUGUCCGGAUGUCGACAUUAACGAACUCCGUCGCCAGCGUCGUAUAGGCCACGUGGUGCCGUUGUUGUUUGUGGACGACUCGCUAGGUACACCGGUGCUGCCCAAAAAAAUCACUAAACAGGACUACGAAGUGGCCAAGUCCCGGUCGGAAAUUUCCAAGCUGCUGGACAAAUGGUACUGCCUGGAUGAAAAUAAUAAAAACUACCUUCUGAAGGACGAAACGGCAUUCGAAAGCACAGCCGAAACACGGGAACAAGACAAAAAGCUGUUGUGCGACGAAAAGAUUCAAAUGCAAAUGUCAAUGCUGAAGUAUUUGGGUGUCAAAUUUCGUGCAGGUUACUUCGAAAGAGUUUUCCAACAUGAUAUCUACAACGAAAUCGUGUUGCGAAAUGUAUUAGCUAAAAAAUCCGUUUGGAUCGUUAAGAAUCAUGGUUCAAAUUCUAAUAACAGCAAAAACACUGCGAUGGAAUUAAAAAAAAGACUCGAACAACUUAGUAAACACUUAAAGACCGAACUUCCAGAAUCGAAUAUCAUCAUUUACGAAGAUGUGAAUAACGAAGAAUUUACAAAAAAAAACACCGCCGUACUCUUGUCAAUAGUCGAUUCCAUCUUGAAAGACAGUAAUAAGCCCGAAGCGACGUAUGGCGUAGACACUUCGUUGUUACAAGAGUUGCGAGUUCAAAAUGCAUACGGUUGCAAUAUGACCAAAAUGAUUAUCAAUCGAGAAUCGUUGAUUGACAAUAUGAAAAAAUACCUCACCUCUUCGAAAACAGUUUAUCCUCUGGUCGUGUACGGUCCGCCGGGAUGCGGCAAAACGACAAUUCUAUCGUUCGUGGCUCAACACAGUCACAUAUGGAACCAAAACGCAGCCACCGUAGUGAGAUAUGUCAACGCUUCGGUUCGCAGUUCAACGCUAGAGCAAACCCUCAGCUCGGUGGCCAUGCAGUUGAACUUUUUGAACAGCGGCAAAUCGACGUGGUUCAAGCACGACGUCUAUUUGUAUUCAGAACACAUUAAAUCACUUUUGAUCUCCAUCGGUGCCAAACGACCAAUAGUGUUGAUCAUUGACGGCAUAGACCAAUUCAAAAACAGCAACGUGGGCUGGGUGACAUCGAAAUUGCCCAAGAACGUUAAGGUUAUCGUAUCGACGACCGAGACUUCGCCUCAAUUCGAACGUUUGCGUCAACAAAGCGUGCCCGCAGAAGCGUUCAUUCAGAUCCCAUACUUGACCGAACAACAAAGCAAUGCUCUGACGUCACUCCUCACGACUAAGGACAUCGCCAAAAAUAAACACUUUUACAACGGCUUGCACAUGACGCCGUUGAAACAGAAGACUUGUAUGUUUUUGCCGUAUACGACAAAAGUUGUCGAUUGGAUUGACGCUUUUUUCCACGGUAUGGAGACACUUCUGGGAAGAGAAAAGGUGUCUAUCACAAUUGGCCUUUUGUGUGCGACCCGAUACGGUCUACUCGAUUCGGAGGCAACCCAGAUGCUAACGUCCGAAAACGAAUUCGAUGUUAACGAUAAGGAUAAAUCGUCGUCGGUAGCAAUGUUUUGGGCGGAGUUCAACGAGUUGUUCUCAAUACUUUUGUUUUGGUUCAAAACCGAAAAAUACGCGACCGUCCGGUGGAGUAAUAGCAUAAUCGCUGAAGCUGCGGCAAGACGAUACGAUUCUUAUGUGCAACUGUCAAGACCCAAACUCUUAUCGUACUUUGAAGAUAAAUCGCUUGGCACCACUUCGAGUUCACUCAACAACAGUUUGUCGAACCGCAGAAGACUAGAUGAAUGCACUUAUUUGAUGGACGAAUCCAAUGUGAUCAGCCGUUGCUUCGAUAAUUUGAACUGGAUUUUGGAUAUGUUAAAUAACGGAUUAGUGAUGCAGCUUCUAGACAACUUAUCGGAUUAUUCGGAUAAUCCACAGGCUAGUUUCCUAAAUAAAUUCUUGUCGACAGCAACGCCUGCUCUGAUGCACAAUGGAUAUCAGUUAUACUCGCAGAUGUCAUUGUACAAGCCGACGGAAGAAAAGUACCGUACACUAAUAGAAACACCUCCAUUCCCCACACUCAUGCCUCUCAUCCCAGAUACGGACACAUCUAGCAAAAUAACUUUUGACGUCGUCAAGCGGCUGGCCGAAGAUUCCACUUAUGUGAUUACCGUCAGCACUAAACAACAAGAGUUAGGCGUCUGGGACGUUCACACUUGUAAGAGAGUGCGUACGCUGAGAGGUAUUCCACAUCCGUCAGCAAUAAAAAUGAUAGACAAUCACCGGUGUAUAGUGUUGUGUGAACGCAAGUUGGCCGUGAUCGACUUAGCUACGGGAAAAGUGUUAAGCAAGCUUAAAGGCGUUAUGAAUCAAAACAUGCCGUACUUCGACCUGCAUAGUCCCACAAAGCUAGUGGCUCUGGCUAGGAGUCGUAUGCACGUGAGCCUGAUUGACAUCGAAACGGACACAAUCGAAGCGUACUUUAAGGCCGGCGAAGACAGAUUUUUGAAUUCGCUAUUAGUGUCAGGAAAUGGACGGGUGAUGGUGUGCGGCGAUGAAACCCAAAAACCGUUCCCGCUGCUCGUAUGGAAUUUGACUUCUAGACAACUGAUGUACGAUUUACGGAUACCGUACCACGAAUUCAUCACCUGUCUGGCGGCCAUCACUCACGAGGGUCACUUCGUUUGUUGUGUAGCUCAAGAAGUCGACGAGCCAGGUCCAAACUUUAUAGUAGUCUAUGACCUGCAAUCGGGCACGUUGUUUAAAAAAUGGAAACCGGGCGUUAACUGCGUUGCUUUGGAUAUAUCGUCCAAAGACAGUUGCGUGCUGAGCGGCCACGAGAACGGUCAAAUAUGCAUAUGGGACUUGACGACUGGCAAUUGUCGAUGGACCUUGGGGGGUCAUAUGGCGCCAGUCACCAGUCUCCGACUAGAUCCCAGAGGAGGAUCGUUUAUAUCGUUAGACACUCACACCAGAGACCGCACUAUCAAACUGUGGAACGUGACCACCGGUGAACUGGUGUCCGAGUUCACACCCGCCAAGCCAAUAACGGCCUUUGACAUUUUGCCCGGUGGACAAUUUGUGGUGGUCGCCUCGUCGGAUUCGUCGUACCCGACAGUGCUGCAGCUAAAAGGCCCGUCGGUCGGCGCGCCCAUACCUCAGAAGAGCGUUUACAGCGAAGAAUCGCUCGACGUUAACUUGUCGUUGGCGUUUCGAGAAGACGACAGAUGACAGCCGAGUGUUUGGAAAUUAAUUGAUGUCGUUCUUAAAAUAAACAUUUUACAGUGUCUGUAUGCUAAUUUCGAAGGUCCUAAGUGUACGCAGCCACGUCGUCUCCCCAUUUGUUAAAACUCAUGCUUCACCCUUCGGCUGUUUAAUCAGAUACGGUUGAUAUACUUAGGAGGAAGUCUCGUCGUCGAACACAACAGACAAGGCAAUUAUUGUGGGCCUUGUCGCAACACUCAAAAGCCAUAAAUAUCUGAUAAACAACUUACUUCUAUUUUUUUAUUUCCUAAGACUGAUCCUAAUUGUAAGAACGAAAUUUUAGCACACUAUUGUUAAUUUUGUUUUUUUUUUCCAAAUACACUAUUGAGUGCUCUUUGACAAAUUAAAACCAAAACAACAAGGCGAGAUUACACAAUUUUUUUUCUUUAAUUGUGUAGAAUUGUAUUUUGUAAAAUUCUAAAAUAUUAACAAGGGCCGUUCCUUAAAAAAAAAAAUAAUAAAAUAAAACAACAAGGAAAAAACAAUAUUUGAUUACAAAAUUCUAGCAAUCCUGAAGGAAGAAAUGCUUCUCCAAUUGCAAACAAUAGUACAAUAGUAAAUAUAAUAAUAAUUAUUAUGUAACAAAUAAAAUAACAUCACCUUAUAGAUAAAAAAAUGGUAGAUACACAUAAAACAAAUGAUAACACUGUUUUAGGUAACAUUUUUUCACAAAUAAAUAGAUUUAUGAUUGUACAUUCUUAGUGUAAUAUAUCUUAACGACUAUACCAUUUCUUAAAAAACAUUUACAAUUACCCAAAACUAUACAAAAAACGUACAUUUUUUUAGUAAUAAAAUUAUUAUUGUAUGUACAAAAUAUUAGUUUUGCAUUAGUUUAUUUUCUUACACGUCCUAUUAUCUGGUUGCAUGUUGAUCACGUUUUUAAAUUCUUGGUCACCGGAAUCAAAACAAACCAUGUGCUCCUUUACUUCAGUCUCCAUUAUUCCUAAAUGUCAAAUCAUGUUAGUUACUGUGUAUUCAUUUUUGAACACAGUCAUGUUAGGUUGCACCAAUAUUUUAUAAAUUUAACAUUCUAAUUGUGGGUUUUUAUUUGAUACUUAUGAGUCCAUUAAAUAUCU
This is a messenger RNA of Adelges cooleyi (spruce gall adelgid), 5100 nucleotides long. RefSeq lists its product as uncharacterized. Bases 224 to 3991 code for a protein of 1255 amino acids. NCBI's taxonomy places the organism in Eukaryota, Metazoa, Arthropoda, Insecta, Hemiptera, Adelgidae. The record is from RefSeq and is a predicted model, not a curated record. The transcript has 21 exons. Gene Ontology annotation, molecular function: protein binding; ATP binding; ATP hydrolysis activity.